Molecule: messenger RNA, 2649 nt
Organism: Physella acuta
Lineage: Eukaryota; Metazoa; Mollusca; Gastropoda; Physidae
Product: polyadenylate-binding protein 1
Cellular component (GO): nucleus
Molecular function (GO): mRNA binding
Source: RefSeq, a predicted model, not a curated record
AUUCGUCACCAAGGAAGAAUGACGUCACUCUCCAAUGAAUUGACAAAACAUUGCUGAAAGAGGGACAACGCUCAAAUCUUUGGAGAAAAUUAUUUUACAUAAAACAUAUAAUUAAAAAUAAACAAACGAAGCACGCGAGAUAACGUUCUUGCCUUUUUCUUUGCUGGAAUGAAAAGACAACAACCUUAGCUCCAGUGAACUCUUGGCAUCACCGCUGACGUUAUGACAUCGACGACGUCGACGACUCAGGACUUGGCGGCCAUGUUGGCCAAUAUGUCAGCCGCUUCGCUUUUUGUUGGGGAGCUGCUGCCUCAUGUCAACGAGGUGAUUUUAUACAAGAAGUUUGCCCCAAUGGGAACAGUAACAUCAGUGAAGUUGUGUCGGGACUGGGUCACGGGAAAGUCGUUAUGCUAUGCUUAUGUCAACUUCGAGAAUCCAGCCGAAGCCGAAAAAGCGUACCGUUCAUUGAACUACGAGCUACUGGAGGGUCAGCCCAUGAGGAUCAUGAAGUCCACCCGCAACCCGUGGCUCCAGAAAGGCGGGGACUGCAGCUGCUUCCAUCACCACUGUUGUAGCAGCAACAACAACAAAGGUUUCGUUGACGCUAAAACACUGGUCGAGGCUAUAGAGAGUUACAGUAUGGCUUUUAAGAAUUUGGCUAUCCAAGAUUCAGGAGAAGCCAAGGGACCCACGGGCUAUAAAUAUUCGAGCGAAUUUCUGAAACGUAUGAACAAUGUUAACAACCGCUUCACGAACGUGUUCAUAAAGAAUUUCAAAGAUCUGCUGGAUGAUUUUAAACUGUGGAAGUUGUGUAAACAAUUUGGUGAAGUGACCAGUGCUAAGGUCAUGGUGGAUGAGUACGGUAUCUCCAAGGGCUUCGGCUUUGCUUGUUUUACCGAUUCAGACGCAGCUCAGAGGGCUGUGAACAAGCUGAACGGGCUGGUGUUGGAUGGGCGGACGUUGUAUGCUGGUCCGGCAUUGACAAGGACACAGAGACAGAGAGACUUCAGUUUCAGAUACGAUAAUGACGAGCACAAGAAUGAUUGGCGUCACAACAACAACAACGCCAACAUGACUUGUUCCCCGCGCAUUUGCAUCCGGAACUUGCGAGACAUUGUGGACGAGAUUCGACUGAGGAAGGAGUUUGAGCGCUUCGGUCCUGUCUUCCAGGCAGAGUUGUUAAAGACCUACGACGGAAGAUCAAAAGGGGUCGGAUAUGUUACUUACAAGGAGCAGACUGACGCGACCAAGGCUCUAAACUCCAUGCAUGGCAAGGUGAUAUACGGCACUCGAAUCAGUGUGACGUAUGCCCAUAACUACACAAACACGGCGACGAAUACGAUUCCAGACAAUUCUUUGACCCCCACCAACACCAUCAACGGUGGCAGCGACCCUGGAACCAACACCAGCAACGUCACCAACACAAGCAACGACGGCGACAACAACAGCAAGAAUUUCAUGCAGCUCAAAGACCUGGUCAGCUCUCUGGCAAACAAAGGUCAUCCCGUCAACAUCAACGACAUUAGUAACUUCAACACCGGCAGUAGCGUGAAUCGAAACUCCAGUAAUAAUACUGACAACAUCAACACAAGCAAUAACGCCAUCUUGGCGAUGUCAGCCCGCAAACUGAGUGACGCCGCGGGGGGUGCUGAGCCCGGCGACGCCGUCCAUGGGAAUGGCAGUGGCAGUGGUAGUGGCAGUGAGCAGAAGCGCUGCGACGACGACGCCGGCGACGACAUGACAGGCACGACUGCAACGCUUUCAGUCAAGAAUUUAGACGAAUCGAUUACUGACGAAAAAUUGGAGAGUCUCUUCAGCGUGUAUGGACAUGUCUUGUCAGCUAAGGUUAUUUCCAACGAGUUUGGUGUUUCCAAAGGUUUUGGAUUUGUAAUUAUGUCCGAUGUUCAGGAUGCUGUACGGGCCAUCAAGAAUCUGGAUGGCCGUAUCGUGGUCAACCGGCCAGUCUACGUGGCCCCGACGGCCCAGGCCAGGUGUCUGACGAAAGCGUAAAAUCAGGCCAUUGGGAUGACGUAAUUACAAGUCAGGGUGGCAAGUUCACAAGAAUUCUCUUCAAAUCUUCGGGCUGUACGGCUUUGUGGUGACCUGCCUGUCGAAGUGGCCAGAUCAACCUGACGGAAAACCCCCCAAAAAUACGAUACCAUCAACGGCCUAUCCCUCAGUACAGCACCUAGAUCAAGACCCAUCAAGUUUACCAAGUGAGCGUCAGGGGAAGUAACCAACCUGAAAGUUUCAGCAAGAUGAGACGACCUCAGCACCCCCCUCGUCCUCAACCCCCUCCAGCUCAUAGUGUCAAAAUAUGACUAGUUUUGUUACUCUGUUCAACCAUUUUCCUCUUUCUCUCCAUCUACUUGUUUUUGCCAUAUUUUUAUAUCAGAGACAUAAAGGUCAAGAAUCACUUGACAUUUCUACUUGCCACUGUGCAUGUUCUCGCUGCCAGACUGUCGUCUGUAUGUACGGCAGCGAGCGCGCGCCACUGUGGUUAUUUUUUACUGCUAUCAUUGUGUGUCAUUCUCUAGGAACUUAAUCACUCUCAACGUCUUGAACAUUGUUCUGAGUAAACUUUUUCGUAAUAUGAACAGAAUGACGUAUUUGUAACAAUAAAGACGUUUCAUUACAUUUUAAAACAUG